Molecule: messenger RNA, 3553 nt
Organism: Anopheles coluzzii
Lineage: Eukaryota; Metazoa; Arthropoda; Insecta; Diptera; Culicidae
Product: protein Teyrha-meyrha-like
Exons: 9
Coding region: 664-2853 (729 amino acids)
Biological process (GO): protein ubiquitination
Molecular function (GO): ubiquitin protein ligase activity
Source: RefSeq, a predicted model, not a curated record
GCGUGCCGCAUGCGCUACGAAAAAAUGGUUCCAACCCAACGUGUCCAGCCAAUGCGCACCCAGUCUCCCAAAGCGGCACCGCAGCAUCUGCGUCGACAAGGCGCAGCUUCAGUUCACUGCAAGUAUCUGCCGCGACAGGACGUGGCCGAAUCGUUGCGCUCUCGUCCGUGCGUGUGUGUCGUUCGUAUGUCGUGAGUGUCGUGUGAUUCCGCGAGUGAUUUUGUCCCGUUGGCAUUAGUUCACAGUGCCACUCCGUGUGGUGUGUAUCCCGUUGAAGGAAAAUACGUGUAAAUCUAAGGUGGUGAAGUGUUUUAGUGAGGAAAACAGAACGUCCAGUCCGGGGUCAAAACAAACAGUGAAGUUAAGUUAUUUGCAGGUAAAACUAGUUUCAAAGCUCCGAAAAAAGUUUGCACAAAAAAGUGUCACCAGAACGGUUCGGUGUCAUCUGUUUCCUCGUGACGUAUCAACUGCACGUGAUAAACAUCCGAAAUUCAAAAGUGUCGUGUUCGAGUGGUUGGUGAGCAAAUCAUCACACAAACCGUGUCUUCUAACCAAUGAUUAAAAUUGUGUGUGUGUGAACGUGUAUCGUAAACAUUACAGUACUUCAGUGUAAUAAAUGUCUCGUGAUAAUUGCGCCCCUUUACCGAAGCGCACCGAAACCGUAUGAUGGAUAAUCCGAGCUAUGGAUCCGCUCACAUGUCCUCGCCAGCGCUGGUAGUUUUCUCGCAAGCAACGAAUGGAUUAAGUGACGCCCUGCGCAUACAACGACCCUUUCACUCUCAACUGCCCGACGCCAAGGACCUGCACCAUCUUUCACUGAUGAGCGGCUACGGGGCGCACCUUCUGCACGGCUUCCAGCCCCACUUUCUGCACCCGCUCAAUCCGGCCGUCUCGACCGCGAGCGGCACCAGCCCGUUCAGCGGUGGCGGUGCGUUCGUGAAACCGUUCCCGUCCAACCUGCCCCUCCCGUCGGCGUUUGCGCCCCCGAAAUGUCUGGGGUUCGGCAUUGAUCAAAACAUUUUCUCCAAGGGUUUACUGUUCGGUUCGUCCGGCUCGGGUUCCGAAUCCUUCCGGACGGACUCGUCCAGCCCGGCCUGUACGUCACUGUCGCCGCCCGCCAAGGAUGAAUCGCUAGAGGGCCAAACCAGCGAGGACGGCGACCGCGAGCGGGACCGCAUCUGCACCCCGGAACGGAGCCCGGAAACGCCCGGAUUUCGACGAAUCGGUCCACCGAAGAAACCGUUCGUCGGCACACCGCCACCGAACGCGUGCCCCAUCUGCGGCAUCCAGCUCUCACCAACUGACCUGGAGACCCACUUCUCGGCGGAACUGUCGCGGCUUACCAAGAUGACGACGCACGCGGAGCGUCUCGAGCUGCGGCGUACGCUGAGCGUCGACCUCCACACGGUGCAAAACAAUCUGCAGGGCCGAACGAGCCGCUGGGAGACGUUCAAAAAUAUUCGCAACAAGCGCCAGGAUCGGCUACGGGGCAAGCUGCGGAAGCGAAAGUUUGACGGCGAGGAUGGGUUCGGGCUGCAGCUGACAAACAUCAACUGCCAAUCGUGCCCGGUGUGCCACGGGCGCUUGCAGCGAACGCAGGAAGAGAUUGCGCAGCACAUUGAGGAAUGCGUGCGAAAGACUUUUACUGCUCUCUACCCUAUUCUCAAGCAACAGCAUCAGCACCAGCAUCAGCAGUCGCAACAGCAGCAGCAACAGCAACAACAGCCACAACAACAACAAACACCACCGUCCCUGCACACAUCGCAUCCCCUGCAUCCACACCACCCUCACCAUCAUCAUCUUCAGCAGCAACAGCAGCAGCAGCAACAAACGUCGCAAGCUUCACAACCCGCCAAUCAGCCGUCACCGCAGGACGAGGACGAAACGGUCGACGUGGAAAGCUACGGCGAUGAGACGUCCAACGGUGCGAUCAACAUGUCGUCGAACGUGAUUCAUCACACCAGCGCCGCGGCCAGCAUGCUCCAUCAUCCCGGAAACACGACCAGCAUUAGUAACCACAACAACAACAACAUUAUCAAACCCGACACCCCGGCCAUGACGAAGCUGGAGGAGAGUGCGAUCAGCUCGCUCAGCUCGAUCGUACCCCACUGGGACAGGAAGGCACGCCUGACGCUACCGCUUAACUGCAAACCGGGAGCAGGAGAUGAGACACGCCCCUGGACGACGGUGGUAAAGCCCCGACUGCUGGGCUCGUUCGAGGGUGGUCCCGGGGCCAUGUCGCAACCUCCCGGAGUGCCCAACACGGUAGCGGAUCAUUCGAUCACACGCGUCACACCGACGAGCAGCGAUCAGCGCAUCGACGUGGACUACGACCAGGAGCACGACCACAGUCAGGACAUGGUGACCGACAACGAUGAGGAGGUGAUCGUCGACAACACGGACGACGAGGAUUGCAUGAAGCGACCCCGGCCGGCCCCACACACCCAGCUCAAUGGACAUGGACCGCCGGGAGUUAAUGGACUCGGAGAUAAGAACAGCACCGAGGAAGCAACGUCCUCCGUGGAGAUCGAUUCGGCCACCGAUUCUAUGGCAUCGCGCACUGCCGGUACGACACCGAACUCGGACUCGUACGUCAGCACCUCGGAGUCGGCCGAACCGUCCUCGAAGGCGCAGGUCCUGGAAGAGCUUAAAGCCCGGAUACGGGAACUGGAGGGUUCACCGCACUACAAGUGUUUCAUAUGUAAGGAAAAAUGUAAAACAUUAAUCAUAUCGAAAAUCUGUGGCCACUAUCUCUGUGAGGAGUGUUGGAUAACGGAAUCGGAAUCGUCCAAAUCUUGCCCCCGCUGCAAGAUCAUCACCGCGAAUUCUGAUUUUAGAAAAAUUCAUGCUUAAAAACUGCGCUAGUAGAACAUUUUUCUUUUAUUUAUCUAGAUAACACAUGUUAGUGUAUUUAUUGACGCUAUUAUUAUUAUUAUUAUUAUUAUUAUUCUUGUACAUCGCGCAAUCGAACUGCAUGACAUCGUCAUGUCGGCUGUCCAGGCCAAAUCCAGGUCCCAGGCGCCAGCCACUGGAAUGCUAUCACAAUCGAACAAGCAAAGAACUAGACAUGCUAGCGUAAACACACACACACAGGACGGUCACAGGUCACUUCACUCCUUUGUAAAACCAAGACGGUGCCGAGUUGAUAAGCAGUUGUUGUUAGAGAGCAUCGCUCCGUUAAACACAUUAACGUCCAACGCGAGUAAAGGAACAUAUUACGAAGCAUGUGCAAUAGAUGUUGUCCCCAAGUCCCUGAUAAAAAAAAUAAGAAAAGAAAACCCACAACGAAGCGGUCACCCUUUGCGCUCUGUACAAUCUGUCCCGAGUCUCCCUCCCGAAUGUGAUGUCUUUUUCCCGAGGUGCGAGAAUGAGCGGAAACGGCGAUAAGAUUCAUGCGAGUUUGCCGUGGUAUGAAAUCGGUGCGAACUGUGCUUGCACGCAAUAUGUGUGUGCGUGUGUUUGUGUGUGUGUCGACGUUACUUCCUUUAACUCGAAUCGUUGUUAUAGAAAACAAUAAAAAAAUGAAACACCCUUAUCUGCUUUUCCCAUUAAA